Lepidothrix coronata (blue-crowned manakin) is the source of this 2942-nucleotide messenger RNA. Its product is annotated as low affinity vacuolar monovalent cation/H(+) antiporter-like. Bases 35 to 2056 code for a protein of 673 amino acids. Gene Ontology annotation, biological process: intracellular calcium ion homeostasis; calcium ion transmembrane transport. Gene Ontology annotation, cellular component: membrane; endomembrane system. The transcript has 19 exons. Gene Ontology annotation, molecular function: calcium:proton antiporter activity. NCBI's taxonomy places the organism in Eukaryota, Metazoa, Chordata, Aves, Passeriformes, Pipridae. The record is from RefSeq and is a predicted model, not a curated record.
GGGCUGCGGGAUCGCCCCCUCCGCCGGGACCACCAUGGCCAGCGAGGCCGAGCCCGCCCGGCGCCGCCGCUGCUGCCGCUGCUGCUGCGGGCAGGACCCGCCCGACAUUCCCAAGGCCACGGAUUCCCGGCGGGGCUCCCUGUGCGACCGGCACUGCUCCACCACCAUCAACAACGACCUGGGCGACCUGGGCUGUCACCUGCACCGGCCCCGCGGCCCCAUAGCCACGCCCGAGGAGUGUGAGAGCUGUGCCAGGACCACCCUGACGGCCGAGAACGCCGUGGAGGCCAACAAGCUCUCCAACAACUACAAGUUUGGCUUCAAGAAGUGGAAGAGCCACGUGACGGCGCGGCCCUGGGAGGAGCGCUCCGACAUCGUCAAGGAGCUCUACUCCGACCUCACCGCGCUCCGGGGCCCUGCAGGGUCCACGGUGACGUGUGGGAACGUCCUGUACCUGCUGCUCUUUGGCUGGUGGCUCUCGCUGCUGCACGGCCUGGUGGCCGCCGGCAUGUUCCUCACCGUCGUGGGGGCUCCUCACGGGCGGCUCUGCUGGGACCUGGCCGGGUAUUUCCUGUGGCCCUUUGGCAAAGUGAUCCAGAAGGUGGAGGUGCCCAAAUCCCAGGAGGCUGGCGCAGGGGAGAGCUCGGCCCUGCUGGGGGGUCCCACCCCAGGCCGCUGGCGCCCGCGGUGCUGGGAGGGCACCGGAUACUGGCGCCGCGUGGGCACCGCGGCCUGGCUGUGCCUGGGGUACCCGGUGCUGGCCCUGUCCCACGCCCUGGUCUGCGUCACCUCCUGGCUGCUCAUCGUCACCAUCCCCGUGGCCAAGCUGAGCGCCCGCAGUGCCACCCGCGUCCUGCUGCUGCCCCCCGAGCGCGUCCGCGUCCGCAGGGGCAGGAUGACAGAGGUGCCGCUGGAGGGGGAGGUGAUCCUGUGCUGCUACCGCGCCGCCAACCCCUACUACUACAAGUACUCCGUGCACGGCCUCAACGUCUUCGCCGUCAACCUGCUGCCACUGGUGGUGGUGACGCUCCUGCUGGGCUACCUGGACAGCCACAACCACCUGAGCAGCUCCACCCUCAAGUUCUCCCUGGCCCUGCUCUCCAUCAUGCCCCUGUCCUACUACAUCGGGAUGGCCAUCGCCAGCUGUGCCCUGAGGGGUUUUUGGGGUCUGUGCCCCCAGGGUCUGUGCAUGGUCAUCGGGGGCAUCCGGCACCAGGAGCAGCGCUUCAACAGCCGCUCUGCCGGCGUCAGCUCCGCCCUGCUCUUCCUCUCCGUGGGAGGAGUCUUUGCCCCCACGCUCUUCUCCAAGGUCUACGGGAAGCUGGUGUGCGGCGAGUGCCACAACGUCACCCAGAACCCGCUGGGCCACUACCUGUGUCACAACUGCCACUUCGACCUGAUGGACACCAACGGCACCCUCUACUACAGCCACGUCCAGCCCCUGGUGUACACGGUGUCCCUGCUGCUCCCCGCCGGGUACCUCGUGGGGCUCUGCUUCACCCUCAAAACCCACUCCCACAUCUACGACAUCCACGUCAGCGACUGCCACAUGCCAGGCCACCACCCCAGUGCCGUGGUGCACUGGUCCCGCUGGCGAGCCCUGGUCAUCCUGCUGCUCUCCACCCUGUGCAUGUCGGCCUGUGCCGACCUGGCCACGGAGCACAUCAGCCCCAUCCUCACCAACUCCACCAUCUCCCAGUACUUCAUCGGUGUCACCGUGCUGGCCAUGGUGCCUGAGCUGCCAGAGAUUGUCAACGGCAUCCAGUUCGCCCUCCAGAACAACCUGAGCCUCAGCAUCGAGAUCGGGAGCUGCAUCGCCGUGCAGGUCUGCAUGCUCCAGAUCCCCAUCCUGGUGCUCUUCACCAUCUUCUACCCCACCAACUUCACGCUGGUGUUCAGCGACCUGCACGUCUACGCCAGCAUGUUCAGCGUGGUGCUCAUGAACUACAUCUUCAUGGACGGCAAAUGUGACUACUUCCAAGGCACGGUGCUGGUGAUGGUUUACUUCAUCCUCCUGGCCGUUUACUUCUUCGCCCCCUCGCCCAGCGGCUGCUGAGCUCCGGCCUCUCCCGACCCGCGGCGGCUUCCAGGAGUUCUCCGGGAUCUCAGGGACCGGCUCCGGGCUGGAAGCACCAUUCCCAGAGCUCCUGCUGCCGCCCGGCCCCUCCAGGGGGGCUUUGGGAUGGGUGGGAAGGGUUGGUGGCCGUGGAAUUGCUCCUGGGAUGAGUCACGGGGGUGUUUCCCAAGGGGCACUUCCAGCCCCCCCGGCGCGCUCCCGAGGGAUGUUAUCCCAAAAGGAGGGGCUGGAAGGGGGUUCCCGGGACAGACCCUUCCCUUGGGAAGUGUUGCACUGGGAGGAGGGGCCGGGGAAGGUGAUCCCAGGGAGGGAGUUGGGAUUUUGGGAUCACCGGGAGGGGGCUGUUCGGAGGCACCCCGGGGGGUUUCGGAGCAGUUUGGGCAUUAAAGCACUUUUGUACAAACCACACACGGGGUGGGCUCUCCUUCCACGGGCCUCGGGCACCUCAGGGGGCUACUGAUGGGCUGGGGAUGGUGGCCACCUGGAGCCCACCUCCAUUGGGCAGCGGGGAUGGCUUGGUUGGAGCAGGACAGAAUUCCAUGUCGGUAUUCCAUGCCAGCAUUCCAUGUCCUCUGUCUCAGCACCACCAGGCUCUGGGUUUCUCCAGGGCCUUCCCAAAGCUCCGUGUCCUUCCCAGCCCGGCCUUGUCCCCCCCAGGCCUUGUCCUUCCUUCUCCUGGCUCUCCCAGGGAGAAGUCAGGGAUCGCCUCCCCCCAGCAGUUUUUUGGGAUGGGGGAUUGUUUGAGCUCGGCACACGCUCCCGGAGCACUUCAACACUCCUGGAGUGGUUUGGGUGGGAAGAGACUUUGGGAUCAGCCAGUUCCAACCCCAACACCUUCCACUAGCCCAGGUUGCUCCAUCCUGGC